AUGGCAAGUUUUGGUAUAAAACCCAAGGAUAACCUUAGCAAUCCCAAUUCAAAAAAGCAUCCUUACAUACAGCUAUCAGCACACUCUCACAUUUUCUCAGACGCCCAAAAACGUGAAAUCCAAAACCAUAUUUCUUCUGACCAGCAAUGUAAACGACCUCGACUCUCUGCUCCAAUCCUUACCACCGAUGUCGAGUAUAUGAGUAGAGGCACUGAAAAGUGUGAUCCAGAUACAUUGAAGUCAAAAUAUGUUCUUCCCAUAACAAGGUUGUUAAUUAACAACUCUCAAUCUAUGACCGGUAAUUUUCUUUUAGAUAUUUCCGAUGAUUACAUAUGGAAGUUUUGGAACAUUUCAUCCUGCGAUCUCAUUACAAAAAUCCCCUUUGAACCAUCAAAAUCUACAACUGUAUACUUUUUAGAAAAAGCAUCUUGUUUUAUUGCCAAAAAUGGAAAUGAAACUAUAAAAGUAUUUUUUGAUCCUUCAACAAAUGUAUCAUCAUUUGUCAGUAGUUUAAAAGAAAGGGGGAUCCGACAACCACAAAACUUUUCAUCAAGUGAAAAUGACUUAAUACGGAAACCAAAUAAUGUUAAUCGCCAAAUACAUAGCCAACUUUCUAGCCUAAAGAAGAAUAAUUACCCCUCUUCAAAUACCUGGAACAAUGAUAAUAACCCUUAUCUCUCAGUUCAAUUAGCAGAUCGUGUUAAUUCCAGUGAUAUGGAUAUUCUCCGAGAUGCUGCACAUAAAAAUCUCGCACUGAGGAGUGCUAACUUAGCUGGUGAAAAAAAGCACAAGCUAUGGGGCACCAGUACUACAGAUUCCAACCACGAAGAAGAGUACAAUCAACAGCUUGAAAAAGAAUACCGCUUAAAUUCUCAAAAGCGCCAGUCAUUACUUUCAAACUCUCAAAAUGAUAUUACGGCAUCUUCCAACAAAAAACCCGCGAUUCUAAAAAAGAAUUUACGUUUAUCCAAGUACCCACCUCCACAAAGCUUGAAACCUAUUACCAGCAAUACUUCCAAGAUAUCUUCUACCAAAACUUCGCGCAACACAUUGGAUUCGAUUACUUUGGACUCAGAUGAUUUGAUGUCAGAUUUGUCUAUUGAAAUCUCCAACCAAGAAAACCAUCUUUUGUCUCACAAGUCUUUAGACAGAGAUUCAUCUAAGCCUCCAAGCAUAUUCGAUCGCCCAAUUCUUUCAACCAAUAAAACGGUAUCAACUUCCAAAACCAAACCAUCUAUGCCUAGUUGUUUUCAUGAAAUUAAGCAAUCACGUCUUCAAUCUUUAAAUACACAAAAGCCCAUAGUCAAGCCCGAAAAUCCCCCUAAAGCUACUCCAACAAAUCCUUUCAAAAAUGGUACUGUUGAUUCUACACCUGUACAAUUAUUUUCAGACGAUAGUUUUACGUUAGACCCAGGUCCAAUUUUACCCUUUAAGCCAAGGAUUGUCACUGAAAGUAAAAUAAUCUCUUCAACUCCCACCAUCACCACCAUCGAGGCCAAAGUCAGGCCUUCCCAAUCUGCAAAAAAUAUUGAAUGGUUUGACAAAAUUAAAUCCAGUUUUAAUGAAUCUUUCAGUUUUGUUUUUAAGGAUGGUAAAUCUAUGGAUGUUGGUCCAUACGAUGUGGCCCGUUUAAAUCAGGGCGAAUUUUUAAAUGAUACCAUUGUUAACUUCUAUUUGAAGUUUUUUUUGGAAAAGCAUCCAGAGCUUAAAGAAAGAGUGCAUUUGUUCAAUACAUUUUUUUACGAAAAGCUCCAAGUUCCAAAUGAGUAUGGCAAGGUUUCUAAUUUCGAAAAAGUACGCAAAUGGACAACUAAGGCAAACUUGUUUUCUCGCGAUUUUAUCAUCAUUCCCAUUCAUAUGAAAAUGCAUUGGUAUGUUACCAUUGUAUACAACCUUCCUGCACUUUUGAAACCAAAGCCAGAAAGCUCGGAAGCGUCUAGUGCAAAUGAAAGCAGCUCAACGAGGUCCUUGCGUUCUCGUGACAGAACAACAAAAAAGCGAGGCAAUGUUGACUUUAAUCCCGAAACUGAUUGUUAUAUUUUUAUUUGUGACUCUCUGCAGGGGUCUCGUUAUGACAGUCUUGUUAAAAAUCUAAAGGCAUAUUUUGUUGCUGAAGCAAAAGAUAAGCUGGACAAAACCAUCGAUCCCUCCAGAAUCAUUUCGCGCUCUGUUUCAGUACCUCAGCAGACAAAUUACAGCGAUUGUGGUGUUUAUCUUAUUCAUUUCGUUCAGUGCUUUUUUGAUGCCCCUGAUAAGUUUGCAAAGCUUAUGUCAACCCAUGACCCUGUGGCUGACAAGGAACUUAGUAGGGUUUGGAACCCUACACUGAUGAAGCGCGAAGUUCUUCAGCGAAUGCUGUUAUACUAUCGUCACCUACAAGAAAAUAAAAUCAACGGUACAUCUGGCCCCUCUGAUCCUGAAGAUUUAUCUUCGAUAAUCAAGGUUUCUUCUGAAGGUCUCAAUAAUGGACCUGUUACGGCCCUUCCUGUCACUGACAAAAUAGACGUGGACCCACCAUCUGAACCUUCCACUUUUCCAAAAAGCAUUGACAAGCCUUUCAAACCACCAACUUUUGUCACUUCAACUGACACCACAUUUGUCGACAAGCCCAAUCCAGCUAAAAGACAACAAGAAUUUUUCAGCAUUAAUAAUUCACUGAAAAACAAUGAUUCCCUCGAUAAUGACACUGACAUGCUUUCAGAUAAAGUAGAGUUAGAUUUAAAGAAUCUUGAAAUUAACAAGGAUAAUUCUCAUAAGUUACCACCAGAUGUUGAGUUUGAAAUUUCGAUUGAUUCUCCCUCUGUAUUCGAGUCAAAUUCUCAUAAUGAUGCGAGCCGUUUGACUGCACAGAAAUCCCAAUCUAUUGAUUCCCAGAAUUCCUAUGAAAUCAGUUCAGAUGAAGUUGAAAAAGUCAAAAACGGCAAAUCUUUACAAAGAAAAAGCAUUGCUAAUUCCUCUACUUCUAACGAGAUUCUACAUAGCUAUCCUGAAAAGAAGCUGCUGAGGAAUAAUCGGGUUGAUUCAAACCAUUUAUUAUCUGACGAUGAGCAUAUUAACUCUUUUUCUGAUGUUGAGAGCAAAAGUAUUGUUUCCAUCGAUGACGAGACGUCUAUUGUUGAAGAGCCAAAGCCCCAAAUCACCACCAAAAGUCUUCAACCAAGCGUCAAGAAGAAGCUGGAAUUUAAAGAAAAGGUCACCGAGCAUUUUUCUAAGAUAGUCAAAGGAAAUAAUAGCAAAAAGGAUCUCAAUGAAUCUGAAAGUUUUAUUGAACAUGCCUACCCUCCACGCUCAUCUUUUAGAAAAAAUCCUAAAAUUGAAAAGCCCAGCUAUUUGUUGGAAAAGGAAUCCACCCAAGCAUCGACAUCUUCUCAUCAUACAAAAAAGGCACACACAACUCGAUUCCGACAAGUUUCUACAGAAGAAAAGCCUUUGGUUGCAAAACAUCAACUACGCAGCAAUAUGGCUACGAGCGGUGUUUCUUUUAAAAAUGCUCGAGAACUAGAGCCUGUUACUACCACCUUAUUGAAACCGCAUAUAGCUCGAAAAUCUGCUCCAAAGAAAGCGAAGGUCUCAGAGGCAAAGCCAACGGCCACGGCAAAUCAAGCCGCUCUGUCACCUCAAGACAAUGACGAAGAUGAUGAUAUUCAGAUUGUAGAUUGUCAAUCAUCAAAACCCCUUCGCAAAAAAAGGGGUUAA
Molecule: messenger RNA, 3696 nt
Organism: Magnusiomyces paraingens
Lineage: Eukaryota; Fungi; Ascomycota; Dipodascomycetes; Dipodascales; Dipodascaceae
Exons: 2
Coding region: 1-3696 (1231 amino acids)
Biological process (GO): protein desumoylation
Cellular component (GO): cytoplasm; nucleus
Molecular function (GO): SUMO-specific endopeptidase activity
Source: RefSeq, a predicted model, not a curated record